GUUGCAUCGACUCUGCAAUUGAACAACUUUAAAAUUAAAUUGGAGGAGACUGAAAGCUACAGAGGAAGCAGCCCAGCGCGCAUACGAUUGUGAGCAGCAGAAGAGUUGAGAGUCAAGACAAAGUCCUCUGGAAGAAGCAGGAGGAGACUGAAAUAGGCUACAGAGGAAGCAGCCCAGCAGCGAUUGUGAGCAGCAGAAGAGUUGAGAGUCAAGACGAAGUCCUCUGAAAGAAGCAGAAAGAUGGAACGUGUAAAUGCCCGUAAUGUUGUGGGGACACACUUUGAAGGACAGCAUUUGAGCUUGGCUGACCUAAAAGAAGAGGAUAUAAAAAAUGGGUAUCUAUUUAAGAAUGACAUUCCUGAUUAUCCUGAAUCUGUAGAAUUCCAAGUACAGAAGUUGUCCCAUGUCACUGGGAAACAUGGGCUUGAGGGUAUUUUUCAGGAUUCAGGAUUUAGACAGCCAUCAGACACAUCCCAUUUUCUCUGGUGGGCAUUAUCCGUGUCACCUGAUGACAUACGCUCUGCCGAGCAACGUUUUCUGGCGUCAUUAUUUCCUCAUACCCAAAUUUACAACCCACAGCCCUUUCUUGAAUACUUCACCACCUCCAAGGCCUUCCAGAAAGAAUCUCAGUAUGGAAACUUCUGCUUCACAUUUUCAUUUCGAGAGCUCCUGUAUCUCUAUGGUGACCAGUUCUGUAAGGGCCCUCCAGUUCUGCAUGUUUAUGAGACGGUGUUGUACCGGCAAGAGAUUCUCUAUACCAUCGUUGUGCAUCCUGGUAGCAUAAAUCUUUAUGACGAUUAUCCAAGACUUCCUAAAAUUGGUGAUGGUGUUUGUGGGUACCGUGAUGGUAACAUAUGGUGGCAUUGUCAAGCCCCCUCAGAUACCUACAAGCAUGAGCUUAAUGUAAACCAGCGAAAUUCCAGUGUUCAUGUUACCCCCUAUGAUGAAAAAUAUUAUGUGUGGGAUCAUGUGUGUGUGGCCUUUCACAUGGAGCCGGGGUGGGUGUUGCAUGUGGAUCAGGACAGGCUAUGUAAAAGAGUAAAUGUGUGUGAAGUGUCUCAGCCCUGUCUCUUAAAAAAACCAGAAACCCCAUUGAGUUUACACGAGGCUGAGAAUGUUCUAAAAAAUCUUAAAGCUAGUAUGGGCUAGGCUGGGGCUUUUAAUAAGUCAGUCCAUAGUGGAUACAGAUAUUACAUUCAUGUGAAAAAAUGAGGAAUAAUGAUGUCACUUGUACUAGUUACACCAUUGAUAAAGAGUGUAAAUAGUUGUCAUAAUUAAAAACAAAUAUUUGAGGAGCUCCGAUUCAGAAGACGUUAAACGUCUCCUCCGUCAAAAAUAAGAUAAAGAUAUAAUCGAAUACUCUCAUAACAUAUUUUACGUUCAUCACUUCAAAUCCGCUUAAUCCCCACAAAAAGCAUUCAGAAAUAAAAAUGCUUAUUUUUAAGAAAAGGUAUCAGGUGCAUUUACAGGGUUUUGCAUCUGUGCUCUUCAGUUACAAACUAACACAUUCAAAAGUCAUAUUUUAUAGCAUUAAUAAGUUAUUCACUUAAAUCAGUUAUUGGUUGUUGUGUUCGUUAUAUUUUGUAACUAAUAAUUAAUUAGGGAAAGAAUGGGUCACAUAGUUAGGCAUGCACAAAGUUUUGAUUUCUGCAAAAGAUACCAACCAAGGGUACAUUUCAAACAAUCAAACUAAAUGCUUAACCACAACCGUAGGGAAAUAAAUGACGUGUAUGACUGUUUCCCAAAUACUAACUGUGUCAGAGAUGCAUUGUUUUAACCACAUCGAUUAAAAAUGUAAAGAUGAUGGAAAAAUUAUGUUUAGAUCGAAAAACAAAUUUGCAUUGACACUGGAAAGCCAUUUAUUGAGAGACAUUAUUGUUAUUGUCCUUAUUGUUUCUUUUAAUUCAUUCUGUUUAUUGACUUUUAUGUAUUAGCUUUUACUGUAUUGUAUAUUGUGUAUUCAUUAAAUUUUUUUCUUGGUUAUGGGGUGUUUUACACCAUCUUUAUUGAGGGAAUUCAAAAUAAAUUCCUUUGCACUAAAGUACAGAUGACCAUAAAGUAAUCUUAAAUUAUGAAUAUAUUUACACUGUAUGAUCAAUACGCAUCUGCCAGAUACUUGGAGGGCACAUCAGCUUUAGCUGUCUGCUUUUUAAAUAUUGGUAUAUGAAAAUGUGUUGCAUUUUGUCUGUGCUGCAUAAAUAAAGCAUUUGUAUACUGAGAAAAUUAAUUCAGUUUUUUUGUAGUUUGACAUUUGGUGUGACAUCAUCUGAUCUUGAUGGUCCACAUUUGUAUCAUUGCCUUGAUGAAUGUAAUAAUGGGGCCUGUGAAACCCUUAUCUAACUCUGUGUCGCCUUGCAUUCCUGAACUGGUUAGAAGUAGAACUGGUAGUGACAAGAAAGAUUUAGCAUCAAAAAUUGCUUUUGCACAGACCACUGGGAGUGAUGUACAACUAUUUGGGAGUUUGGUAUAAAUGUUUUGUGCUUUGAUUGAUUCUUUGUCCUCUCACUGUAGUACUCUCUCAGUAUAUCAAUUGACCUUGGAAAAAUGAAACUUAGAAAGACAUUUUGUAUUCAAAAAAUUUUAUUAUCACCUAGCAGCAAAUAAAAAAAUUCCACAACAAUAUUUCCUGUAUAUUAGCUGUGUAGGGGAAAUACAGUUAAAGCUCACAGUUUGAGGAAUGAAGAAGAGUCAAAAUUUUAAUUAGCUGAAGAAAAGUUUUACUGAGAAAAAGUUUGCUGUUUCAUUGUGAAGUCUGCUUCACACUCAUCAAAGAGUUUGUAGACUCAG
This is a messenger RNA of Misgurnus anguillicaudatus (oriental weatherfish), 2787 nucleotides long. The record is from RefSeq and is a predicted model, not a curated record. NCBI's taxonomy places the organism in Eukaryota, Metazoa, Chordata, Actinopteri, Cypriniformes, Cobitidae.